AUCGAUUUGGGCACAUAACCGUCAAAAGCCCAACUCGUCCUUUUCCGUUCUCUUUCUCAGCAAAGAAGAGAGAGAAAAUAGAGGGAGGAGAGAGAGAGAACUUAUCCUGGAGCUUGAAGGCAGCUGGUCAGUUUGUACGGAGAAGGCGUUCACAUUAUUCACAGUUCUAACAAAAAUCCAACCACAAACUACCAUUAGAGCUCAUUGAAAUUCAGCUUCCAUGAAAGACAAUCGACAAUUGGAGCGGCCAUCGGGAAAAGCUUCCUGCCGUUAGGAAACAGACGAAAUAAGAACUUUCGCGAUUCCAAUUUUUUGACAGAGAUUUCAAGAAAUUGGAAUUGUUUUCUUGAUUCUGGAAUUUUGUUCCACCGACCUUCGAUUCAUUCAGUUUUCUUGCGGUUUUAAAGCGUCAGGGAUACGUAAUCAAACUGUAAGAGCGGUUUUGAGUUCUUGCUGCUGUUCCUGUUGGUUAAGCAAACGGAUUCGAAUCAGGUUUUGUUGUUUUCUUAAUUUUUGAUUUGUUUAGUAAAAGAGGAUGAAUCGCUGUGUUCCUGAUUUUGAGACCGACGAAGAUUUACCGCUUCCUUCUUCUUCUUCCGUGCCAUCGCGCUCCAAGACAUCUUCGAUGUCAGAUGGCGAGGUAAUGGAACUUCUAUGGCAGAACGGUCAAGUGGUAAUGCAAAGCCAGAACCAGAAAUCGAGGAUGAAAGUACCACCGUCUACAACCGCGGAGCAAAUCACGAACAGAGACACUCGACCUAUGAAUCAAGAGGAGGAACCGCAGCUUUUCAUGCAGGAGGACGAAAUGAUUUCGUGGCUUCAUUAUCCUCUUGUCGAUGAUUCUACUUUGGAGAAUAGUUUCUGUGAGGAACUCCUAUAUCCUUCGAAUCCUCAGAGCAUUGAGCAAAACACCGGCGUUUCUGAACAAGUUCGUACUAGUCAUGGCAUGGAGUUUCAGCCGUGCACGGCGAUAACGACGACGGCGACCUCAACGAUGGCUGCUCGGCCGCCAAUACCACCGAUGAGAAGAACGGAACAGGAAACGAAGGUAAAUAGUUUUGGGCUCUUCUCAAGGCACGCACGGAGGCUCGAAUCUGGUCCGUCGAAUUCGAAGAGCAUGGUAAGGGAAUCUACAGUGGUCGGUUCGACUUCGAGCAACACAACGGUGUUGACUCUCGAAUCUACGGGUACGAAAUUACAGAGGACGGCUGUAACCGAUACAUCAAGUGCUGAUUUAGCCUGCACGGUUAUUAGCGGUGGUGGAGUAGCGGCUACGUCGACUGGCAAUGGUGGAGAACUGAUGAAGAUGAUAGUUGGUGAAACAGAAUCGGUUCAAAGGACGACGAGUCUCGAGGAUCGGAAGCGGAAAGGGAAAGAAACGGAUGACUCCGAUUACCUAUUCUAUAGCACGGACGUUGAAUUCGAAUCAACUGAUGCAAAGAAGCAAGUUCGUGGAUCAACCUCUACAAAGAGAUCUCGUGCUGCUGAGGUCCAUAAUCUCUCAGAGCGAAGAAGAAGAGAUCGAAUAAAUGAAAAGAUGAAAGCAUUGCAGGAGCUCAUACCUCGGUGUAACAAGGCAGAUAAAGCUUCAAUGUUGGACGAGGCAAUUGAAUACUUGAAGACACUUCAGUUGCAAGUUCAGAUGAUGUCCAUGGGAUGUGGUAUGAUGCCUAUGAUGUUUCCUGGUGUCCAACAAUUUAUGCCUCCAAUGGGAAUGGGACUUGGAAUGGGCAUGGGCACCGGCAUGGAAACAGGUGUGAACCGUGCCAUGAUGCCGUAUCCUAACAUGUUAGCUGGACCGAUGUUUCCGAGGCAAGCUGGAGCUACUCAACUUGGACCAACUUUCCCUUUUCCACCCUUUCAUAUGGCGCAUGUUCCAAAUACCGAUCCAUCAAGAAUUCAAGAAACAAAUCAGGCAGAUCAAAUGCACAGUUCGUCAGGAAUGCAAAAUAUAAAUUCACCAAGGGCCUCGAGUUCACUUGAUGGCUACCAUCAUUUUCUUGGUUCCCAACAGAUGCAGGUGCCAGCAGCAUCAUCACACCCUUCCCCACAGAAUCAACCACCAGCCCCGCUACCAGGUAUGCACAAUCAACAUACUAGUCGGAGACUUGAAAACAUCGACAAUCACGAAUCAGGGUGCUCUACCAUGGAUCCAUGUUGAAAUUGGAGGAAACAUAGAAUUUCUUAGAUAGGCCCUACAUUACACGCCAGCAAAAUUUUGUAGCUAGGUAGAGUUUGAUUAGAAUAACAACAUAACACAGGUUGACAUGUAAAUUAUGCAUAGUUCAAACCAUCAUCAAGUGAGAACAACAGCUCCUUUUACAAUUUUCUCCCUUUUCUUUCUUGGUAUUUGUUUGAGUUUUUACACAUGAUGAUGUAAACUCUCAGAUAACCUCACCCUACUUAUUGGCUGAUCAUAAGCUAACCAUCACUUGAGAUUAUAUCUUAUAAAUAUUAGGGUGGGUUGGAAUGACUUCAUAAGUGCUUAAAAAAUGUUCUUAAGCACUUAAAAAGUUGUCAAAGCAGGUAAUUUCUUUUCGAAAGAAAGUUCUCUUUUGAUGGGAUUUUCUGCAUUUCCAAUGACCUAUUGAAACUCUUGAAAGUGGAUUUCUAUUGUUUCAUCUCACGUGUUUCUUCUUUUCUUUUCUUUUCUUUUCUUUUCUUUCUUUCUUUCUUUGGUUUAUAGCAUGGAAGAGGAAGAAGACAAAUGAUAGUGAAGAGAAGACUGAGCUGAAUGAAGAGAAUUUGAAUUGGAUUUUGGAGUGACCAAGCAUAGAUUAUAUAAUAAGUAUUUUAGCAUAUUCAAUUUAAAUUUUGAUAUUUGUUUGUUUCCUAUUGAUUAUAAUUUUCUAUCUAUUGUGUACUACUAGAUUUGUUCUCCUUAGGCAAAGGAAACAAGGGUCAAUCACGUUUGAGUUUGUUUUCUUGUCA
Molecule: messenger RNA, 2931 nt
Organism: Benincasa hispida (wax gourd)
Lineage: Eukaryota; Viridiplantae; Streptophyta; Magnoliopsida; Cucurbitales; Cucurbitaceae
Source: RefSeq, a predicted model, not a curated record